Molecule: messenger RNA, 315 nt
Organism: Plenodomus lingam JN3
Lineage: Eukaryota; Fungi; Ascomycota; Dothideomycetes; Pleosporales; Leptosphaeriaceae
Source: RefSeq, a predicted model, not a curated record
AUGAGGUCAUGCCUCUCUCGUCUAUCUUGCCGCAUUUGGACGGCAGGGAUGCAAAUGUGGAUAUUCCCGCAACAUGGCAUUUUGAAUUUGGCCAUUGUCAGCCUCACAAGCACGCACAAGCACAAGCACAAGCACAAGCACAAGCACAAGCACAAGCACAAGCACAAGCACAAGCACAAGCACAAGCACAAGCACAAGCACAAGCACAAGCACAAGCACAAGCACAAGCACAAGCACACACGCAUCGAAUUACAACAUCAUGUCAUCCUUCGAAUCAUGCGCAUUUCAUCCAGACAUGGCUGCAUUGUAGAGUAG